AUGAUAAACUCUAUCUAUAGGUAUUUUUUUUUUAAACUUCAUCACAGGGAUCAUAGGAAAAUUUUUUCAUUGCAAAAUCAUUAUUUUAAGGAGAAGAAAAAACAAAUCUUCAACAGUUUUUGUAACCUCUUUUUUAUUUAUUUAAAUGCAUAUUUUAUAAAGAAAUUCCUUUUUUCAAAAAACAUUAGCAUUCUUCUCUUGGAGGAAAAACUAAAUGGCUCCUUGCAAAAAAUUUGUAGGGAUAAUGCCCCCUAUUUAAAAACAAAAAGCGGCAUACUUUAUAAGGAUAUUAUAGAGGGUCAAUUAGACGGUUAUACUGUCGAAGAAGGCGAUACAGUAUAUAUUCAUUACCAAGGAAAAACGACAAACGAUUUUCGAUUAAUUCAAUCGACUUUCAGUUGUGUGUUCCCCCCUAAGAUAAAAGCAGGUUAUUAUGACCAUAAACAUAUAAAAGCUAUCUACGAAGUUGUCAUUGGUAUGAAAAAACAUACAAGACGGCAAUGUAUCAUCCCUCCUCAUCUGGCCUAUCCACACCAUUUCCCAAAUCAGCCACUCAUUUAUGAAAUCGAUGUAGUAAAAAUAGUUAAAAAAAAUUCACCGAACAGAACUCUUUAUGAAAGAAUAGAAAUGAAAAUUGAACUACUAAGGCAAGCCAUAUCUUCCUACUUUUAA
This is a messenger RNA of Plasmodium malariae, 672 nucleotides long. Its product is annotated as peptidyl-prolyl cis-trans isomerase, putative. The transcript has 3 exons. The record is from RefSeq and is a predicted model, not a curated record. NCBI's taxonomy places the organism in Eukaryota, Apicomplexa, Aconoidasida, Haemosporida, Plasmodiidae. The coding region runs from base 1 to 672 and encodes 223 amino acids. Gene Ontology annotation, molecular function: peptidyl-prolyl cis-trans isomerase activity.